Molecule: messenger RNA, 1369 nt
Organism: Sphaerodactylus townsendi
Lineage: Eukaryota; Metazoa; Chordata; Lepidosauria; Squamata; Sphaerodactylidae
Gene: RNASET2
Product: ribonuclease T2
Exons: 8
Coding region: 247-966 (239 amino acids)
Biological process (GO): RNA catabolic process
Cellular component (GO): extracellular region
Molecular function (GO): ribonuclease T2 activity; RNA binding
Source: RefSeq, a predicted model, not a curated record
GGGAGGGAGAUGCUUUAUUCCUCCAACCUUAUUUAGUCGGUAGCAAAUCUAGCUGAUAAUGAAACUUUCAAGCACUGGGCUUAGAGCUAUAUCCGGCAUGAGAGAGGAGAUGUAUGUUCACUUGAAAGGAAGCUGCGCUGCCUACACCUCGGGGACGCUUCCGUCUAAUUUGGGUGUAGAUUGUAUGAAUACUGCGUUUUACUUCCGUGUGGAAAUAAGUUAAAAAGACCGUGCUGCUCUAGGCUGAUGCCGAGAGAGGAGGGGGGUAUUCGCUUCCGCGUGGAUGAGGCUUCAGUCUUUCCUGAAAUCCUGCAUAGCAAUAGUGUGAAAAUGAAGCCUGUGACUCAGUCCUGCUUAAUCGUUUGGUGCUUUUGGCUUAGUAUUUGUUAUGGGUCUGCUCCAAGAAAGUUCAUUCAUAGUAGACCUUAUUCCCAUGACUGGAAGAAAUUGUAUUUUGUUUAUCACUGGCCAGUGACUGUAUGUAAGAUGAGUGAGAAUGAUUGUGACAGUCCUCCCAUGUAUUGGACAAUCCAUGGCCUCUGGAAGCAUGAGUGGGACAAACAUGGUACUUGUGCAGCCACGCUGGAAUCUCUUAAUUCCCAAAAGAAGUACUUUAGUAAAGCACUGGAACUGUAUGAAAAACUUGACCUCAACAGUUAUCUCUUGAAACUGGGAAUAAAGCCAGGCAGCACCUACUACCAGCUGGGAGCCGUCAAAGAAGCUCUUAUAAGUGUUUAUAACGUAACACCAAAAAUCCAGUGCCUUUCUCCAGAACAGGAUGAAGAAGUACAGACGAUUGGCCAGAUCAAAUUCUGCUUCACUAAGGAUUUUACCUUGAGAAACUGUACUGAGUCAAACGUUGAUUCCUAUUCUGCACAUGAAAAUAUGCUCUCUAGAACGGAAGAUCUGUCUAUCUGCAAUGAUACCUUGAUAAAUUACCCUUCACAUGUUCAGCCUUACAAGUGAAACAACAAGGAAUUAGAAGCAUCUUCCCACAUACUGUUGGCAUUUUAAAGUGGUGUCAGGAUUAAUCCUUCUAUUCUACAAAGGCAUUGUUUGUUUGAAAUGUGUAAGUGGAUUGAUUUGGGUCUGUAUGCAUGAUUUAAAAUAUUAGUAAUUUACAAUAUUAGUACUGCAAGUAGCAGAGGAUUGAUGUUUGUGGUGUGACUACAUUUUGGGCUGUUGAGGUGCCAUUGUAUAUUUACUUCAAACAAGAACUUUAAAACUUCCUUUUCAAUUACCGUACAUACUUGCAUAUAAGUCAAAUUUUUCAGCACAUAUUUGUGCUGAAAAAGCCUCCCUCGACUUAUACGCGAGUGAGGUGUAUUUUUAAAAAUAUUUUAGGGUUUUUACUUUGUUGGCUGCCAGG